Orbilia oligospora ATCC 24927 is the source of this 2232-nucleotide messenger RNA. RefSeq lists its product as uncharacterized. The record is from RefSeq and is a predicted model, not a curated record. NCBI's taxonomy places the organism in Eukaryota, Fungi, Ascomycota, Orbiliomycetes, Orbiliales, Orbiliaceae. Bases 1 to 2232 code for a protein of 743 amino acids. The transcript has a single exon.
AUGAGCCUACCGGCUCAACCCCAGUCGUUAGCACCUGCUCAAGUCUUCAUCUGCCGUCACGGAGCCCGUUUAGACGCUUCGGAUCCAGUAUGGCAUCUAACUUCUCCAACCCCGUACGAUCCUCCCCUCACUUAUGGCGGAUGGACUCAAGCUCGAACGUUGGGUAACCGAAUCGCCACCCACAUUCUCUCCCAAAUAUCGUCUGAGUACCCUGUAUCUGGUUCUCCAGCGCCAAAACCAGCCGAGAAAGGGAGUACAUGGAGUGCUGGGCCCAAGGAAACAAAGAAAGAAGCUCCUCCACCGACGAUACCGUUGAUUUCGCCGGCUGCUGCUUCGAAAUUAGGGAAUACGAAGGUUAUAAUACAUACUUCGCCGUUCUUGAGAUGUGUACAAACGUCGAUAGCCGUUACGGCGGGGAUGUCGCAGUAUUUUUCAGAUAUAAACAUUAAAACCGUUACUCCGGAUGGCAGUGGUAGCAGUACUGGUGCUAGUACAGGUGUUACAUCGAAACUAGUCGUUCACCCGAGACCUAUGCUUAGGGUUGACGGGUUCCUCAGCGAAUGGCUUUGCGAGGACUAUUUCACCGAUAUUACGCCGCCGCCAGCUACCGAUUUAAUGGUCGGAACCGCUAAAAUCGAUCUGAUGAGGCCGUCUAGUGCCACUGGACUUCGUAAAGACAAACCUAUCAUCAGCCAACCGUCUCAAACCCACAUCAGUCCUCCUCCUCACCAUUCUCACCACCGUGCCCACUCCGUCGGUUUCGUCCCGCCCGUCGCAACUUCGGCAAUUGGGAAGAAUGAACCCAUCCCACGAGGUCAUGUCUCGCAUGCUAAAGAAUUCAUUGAUAUCGACUACGCAUAUGAUAGUUUACGGUACGGCGAUGGCGGCGAAUAUGGCGAAGAAUGGGGUAGAAUGCAUAAACGUGUUAAAAUUGGGUUCGAGAAGAUAAUUAAGGACUAUGCGGACGGCGAGGUCAAGCCAUGCCUUAAAAGCAGUUCGACUACAAGUUUUGAACAGCUAGCUGCUGCUCAGAACGCGGACGCGAAGAGUGGAAAUGCUGGUAGUAAGUCAACAGAAUCGACUGAAGCAGCAGCAGCAGCAGCAGCAGCAGCGAAAGAUAUUCCGGGCUCUACGAUCAUGAUAUUCAUUUCCCAUGGCGCAAUUUGUAACGCUUUAAUCGGUGCUAUGACGCACAAACCCGUUUUGAUGGAUAUGGGAAUCGCUAGUAUGAGUAUGGGUGUCUUGAUCCCGUCUUCAACGACCGCGACUACUGCUACUACUACUACAUCCUCCGGAUCGCAAGUGACAGAUGCAGUACCCGUAUUCCAACUUCCAGGGUUCGGUGGUAUCUCCGCCGAAGAACCAAAUGACUCUGAAGACCCCCUCUCAUUUUCAACCUCAAGUUCAUUUACUCCAUACACCGCGCCACCACCCCAGGAUACCUCUUCCGCCUCAGGAAUCCCACAAUACGACGUCAAAAUCACCGCUUCAACAGACCAUCUCCGUACCCAAGCAGGUUCACAAGUAAAAUCCCCACCACAGGGACCAAAACCCGGUCCAUCAUCAUCAUCAACUCCGCCACUACGACCUCGAAAACCUAGUAUCGGUGGCUCCAGCUUUAGUAUGUAUAACACGGCAGGGAGGUUGCCGGCACCACUAAUUGGUCCCGCUGGGUCAAGUGCUGUAGAUUCUAGCGCUUCAGGGGGCGGCGUAGCAGCGGGGGGCAGUGCAACGGGACUUUUUACGGGAGGAAGAGCAAUGGGUAUGGUGUUUGGUGCGGGGAACGCGUCUGGAAGUGGUGGCGGCGGCCAUGCGAUCGGUGUUAGGAGAACGGCCAGCGCCGCUGCUGCCACGAGAGGAUUGUGGAGUUUACCACCCGCGGCGGAGAUGGAAAGGGGAAGUAGCGAUGAAGGGGCUGUGUUGACAGAUGAAGAAAGUGGGGAAGAGAAGAAAGCGGAUGAAGAGAUGGGAAAGAAGGAACCAAAAGGUGCUGAUGGAGCUGCUGGUGCUAGUGGAAGUGCUAGUGCUAGUGGGAGUGGCACUGGUCCAAAAGUGGAACGGAAGGGAAGUACGGCUAGUACAUCUAGUGGCGGGAUGAGGGUCGGCGGGAUGGGAGGAGGAGGAUCAUCAAAACCUGGAGGGGGGAAACCAGGGCUAUGGAGCUCUGGUGCAAAUGCAGAUAGAAGAAGACGGUGGACUCUCACCAAUCAAAAUGAUGAGGCGGGAGCAUAG